AUGUCCAGACUCCGCGCUUUGUGCCUGCAAGAACUAUCACAACCUUCUGUCCACCAAGCAUGGCCAAAGGCUUUCGACACCCCACCUAUUAAUGCGCCGGGACUGGUCCCAAAAAAAAUCUGUGGACAUGCUUGGCCUGCAAAGAUGCUCAAUGGAAGAACACAUAUGACACCGCCCAUCAUGAAAACACCAGCACACACUCCGAACAUGUUGCGUUCCUUCAAAAACAAACAGAUAUGA
Molecule: messenger RNA, 240 nt
Organism: Heterobasidion irregulare TC 32-1
Lineage: Eukaryota; Fungi; Basidiomycota; Agaricomycetes; Russulales; Bondarzewiaceae
Exons: 2
Coding region: 1-240 (79 amino acids)
Source: RefSeq, a predicted model, not a curated record